Messenger RNA from Vicia villosa (hairy vetch), 1504 nucleotides. RefSeq lists its product as uncharacterized. Gene Ontology annotation, molecular function: protein binding. The transcript has 3 exons. The record is from RefSeq and is a predicted model, not a curated record. NCBI's taxonomy places the organism in Eukaryota, Viridiplantae, Streptophyta, Magnoliopsida, Fabales, Fabaceae. Bases 17 to 1504 code for a protein of 495 amino acids.
ACUUAUAGUAUCAAACAUGAACACAGAAAGCCGUGACCAACUGAAAAUUUCAGCCGAAACAGGUGACAUAGAACUCCUCUAUGCCGUAAUUGAAGAAGACCCAUCGAUUUUGAAAAUCAUAGAUGAAAACCAAUUUGUAGUUACUCCUUUGCAUAUCGCUGUAACUAGGUGUCAUCUCGAGUUUGCCAAUGAAAUUAUGAAUUUGAAACCUUCAUUUGCUUCCAAGCUAAAUUUGCAAGGAUACAGUCCCAUUCAUCUUGCAAUGGACAACAUCCGUCUGGCUAUGGACGGCCCCACUGAAUCUAAUGAAGCUAAUAACCUAAGGGUGAUGGUGUCAAAGUUGGUAGGCAUCAAUAAAGAUCUUGUUAGAGUUAAAGGAAGAAAAGGCUUGACUCCACUUCAUAUGGCAUGUCAAAACGGGGAGUUUGAAUUGGUAUGUACAUUUUUGGUUGCUUGUCCGGAUUCCAUUGAAGAUGUAACUGUGAGAGGUGAAUCUGCAUUGCAUAUUGCUGCUAAGAUGGGAAAUCAUGGGGUCCUUCAAUUUCUUCUUGGGUGGCUCCAUGUAAAUUGUCGAAGAGGUGCUAAAAAGCUGAAAUGGGAAAUGUUGAACUUGAGAGACUACGAAGGCAACACUGCUUUGCACAUUUCAGCCCUUAGUAGAGAACCAACGCACUUGAAUUGGUUGAUAAUUGCAACUCUUGUUGCAACUGUAACCUAUGAAUCGGCACUGAGUCCCCCGGGUGGAGUUUUCCAGGUUAGUGCAAGUGAUGACAACAAUAUGAAAAUCAAGUCUGGAGAUAUGUAUUAUUCUACCCGAGGAAAUGCUGGGAAAUCGAUCUUGUCAAAAACUAGUUUCAUGGGGUUUUCAUUAGCGAAUAUGCUUUCCUUUUCUUUAUCAAUUAUAGCAAUAGUAAUUAUGACUCCAAGGGGAGUACUAAGGCCCCUCGUGUUAGCUCCGGUGACUUUUUUUACUCUUUGCUAUCUAAUUGCUAUGCCAGCAAUAUCUCCUACUCUUGCUAAUACUAUUAUUCUUAGCAUCCCUAUGUAUUCAAUUUUUUUAUUGGCGGGCGAGGUAAGGCCAGCUGAUUUUCCUUUUGACGCAGAACCAGAAAGAACGUUGCACGCUAGACUUAGACAAGCAAAAAGAGAAAGACUGGCAGCAUCAGAAGGUGAACAGAGCAUAAGAGAUAAAGAAGAAGAAGAAGUUUCAGUUAAUUCGGAAAAUUCUGCUUCGGAUACUGAGACAAUUCCCAAAACGAUGGCAGCUGACCCACCUCCACCUGUUGAAAGACUUCUUGGAGAUUAUGAAGGAAAUAAAUUACCGGCUGGUCGAAUGACAAUUGUGAACCAACCGGCGAAUGCGGCACAAUUUCAGCUGCAUCCAAGCACGAUAAAUCAACUUGAAAGGCAUUAUUUUUCUGGAAGGGUGAACGAAGAUGCAAAUAAACAUCUUCAACGGUUUCUCACUAUGAGUACCACUCUGAAGAUAGAUGGACAUACAUAG